UUUUUGGAAUUUUCAAUUUUUUGGUUCUCGAAUAAAAUAAAGAAUGACUAAUUCGAUUACAAUAAAUCGAUACAUUAAUUGGUUUUUAAAGGCAAAUGAAAAUGAAAAUUUUUUUUCUGUGAUAAAUUUAAUUUUUUCCAAAGAAACAAAUAACACAUAGACACACAUUCAGAAUUUCAUCAAUUUUCGUUCAACGAAAAGUAAUCGGUUUUCAAAUUGAUGACGAAUGAUGAUGAUGAUGAAUAUGAUAAUGAUAACGAUGGAAACAAUAAUAAAUGCUAGCAGUACAAUGAUAAUUGAAACGACAGCAACCAAGAAUCCUGAUAAUGGGGCAAAUGGCUUGGAAUACAACAACAACAACAACAACAACGAUUUUCGUUAAUCAAAAUGAUGAUGAUGAUGAUAUGACAACAACAACAACAACAACAAAGAUUAUUAACGAACGUUUUACACGUGCAUACAUUUUUCUUAUUAUUGGUAUAGCGACAUUUUUCAUUGGACUUUUAUUAAUAUUAAGCUAUUGUUUAAGUAAAAUGAUGCCAACAAUAAAAGGACCAACAAUGAUGAGACUACGACAUCGAAUAUUGACAGCAACAGCAAAACGUCAUUCAUCGCCAAUACUAUCACCAUUAUCAACAUCAACAACAACAGCGACAACAUUAUCGACGGCAACGACAAAAUCAGAAUCAUUACAAAGAAAUGAUAAUAAUUUAUUAUUAAAAUUAAUACAACCACAUGAACCAUUACAGAUAAUAAGUGAAGAUUUAAAAAGACAAACAAAAAUAAUAACAACCGAAACCAUUAAUCCGGUGAUGAUGAUUGGCAGUCAUGGAUGGCGAAAAGUAAUAUUAAAACAAAAAGAUUCAAAUUAAAUUUUUUUUUUUAAAAAACAUCGAUAGAUUGAGUGAUGAUAGCGUUUAAGAGCGAAUUAAAUUAAAAGUAGAUCUUGAAAAACAUGAAAAAAUUGAUUGAUCAACUAUAUUUUCUGCCAUCUGUCGACGAGAAUAAUUAUUAAGUCUCCAAGGUAGCAAAAGUAGUUGAUAUUGUUGAACUAAAAUGGAAGUAGAUAGAUGUCAGCACCUACUUCAAAAAAAAAAAUUUAAAUUCACAUUCAAAUACAAUGGAAUUCGCAAUAAAACAUCAUGAACACACAGAU
Messenger RNA from Dermatophagoides farinae (American house dust mite), 1156 nucleotides. RefSeq lists its product as uncharacterized. NCBI's taxonomy places the organism in Eukaryota, Metazoa, Arthropoda, Arachnida, Sarcoptiformes, Pyroglyphidae. The record is from RefSeq and is a predicted model, not a curated record.